ACAAACCCACAAUAAAAAGAAUCCCACUGAACGAUACCUACUUCACUUCCACCGGUUCAUGCUCACCCCGAGUCCCCCCUCCACCCAAAGUCUACUCCCUUUCUGCAAUUCUUGCUGUUUUCCAUCUUCUUCUCCGCUUUACCAGCAAUUUUCAGUUGAAAUAUACAUAAACACUGACAGAUUCGAGAUAUGUUAAACGCCCCCUUCGUACUCUCCUUCACUCUGCUACUUACAGCACCGCUUUUGUUUCUCUUCUCCCCUCGAAGCCUCCCUCCCAAACGCCUCCUGAUUUCUCUCCCCAACAAGAUAGACGAUGCUUCACUUUUCCGGCGAGCAAUCCUCUCUUCAGUCCAACCUCGUCAACAUGUCUCCCGCCUUGGAACCACCUACGCAAAACCCAAAAUCGCCUUCCUAUUUCUCACCAAUACCGAUCUUCACUUUGCCCCUCUCUGGGAAAAGUUCUUUGAUGCUCGUAAAUAUAGGCAACGAGAUCUGUAUAAUAUUUACGUCCAUGCUUACCCAAAAUCGAACGUCAAAUCUCCCGGCGGUGUAUUCGAAAACCGCUUCAUCGCUGCUAAAAAAACGGAGAGAUCCUCUCCAACACUCAUUUCCGCCGCUCGCCGCCUCCUCGCCACCGCCAUACUCGACGACCCUUUAAAUUCCUACUUUGCCCUCGUCUCCCAAACGUGCAUCCCUUUACAUUCCUUUCGUUACAUGUACCAAACGCUCUUCCAACGACCCACCGAGUCGACCCGGGUUUCGACUCGACUUAGCUUCAUUGAAGUGUUAUCGGAGGAACCCCAACUGUGGGACCGAUACAUCGCUAGAGGCGAAAACGUCAUGCUGCCGGAGAUCCCUUUUGACAAAUUCAGGGUUGGAUCGCAGUUCUUCAUUUUGACUCGGGCUCACUCGUUGAUGGUGGUCAAGGACCGGAAAUUAUGGAAGAAAUUCCGGUUGCCAUGUUUAAACGUCGAUACUUGUUACCCGGAGGAGCAUUACUUUCCGACACUUCUGUCAAUGAAGGAUCCAAAACGAGUUAGUAAGCACACACUCACUCGGGUAAAUUGGACCGGCAGCGUGGAUGGGCACCCACAUACGUAUCACCCACCGGAUGUAUCUCCGGAGCUCAUCCAGACACUGAGGGUUUCAAAUUCGACAUUCUCAUACUUCUUUGCACGUAAGUUCUCCCCGGAUUGCUUGCCGGCGUUGAUGGAGAUGGCAGACGGCGUCAUUUUCCGGGACUGAUACCGGCCAAAGAGGUUGUGAAUGUGAUAUUGGAAAUUGGAAAGUAGGAAGGCGUCAUUUUCUGGAUAAAAGGAAUGGAUAUUUCAAUAAGGGCCUAAACGGGUCCAAUUAUAACCGAAAGCAAAGAAAAGCCCAAACUCGACCUCAAUUGUGUAUAAUACUAAUAGAACGAGUUUGUGGUUUUCAAGUGUUAUCGUUACUAGCUUUUAUGUAAUAUUUACUUUUGAAAAUAGGAUGAGUUACUUGGUAAAUGGUUUUCCUACUUGAAAUAUAUAUCAUAUCAUAAUCUCCAUUCCUGCGA
This is a messenger RNA of Lactuca sativa (garden lettuce), 1546 nucleotides long. Its product is annotated as glycosyltransferase BC10. Gene Ontology annotation, cellular component: membrane. Lineage: Eukaryota; Viridiplantae; Streptophyta; Magnoliopsida; Asterales; Asteraceae. The record is from RefSeq and is a predicted model, not a curated record. Gene Ontology annotation, molecular function: glycosyltransferase activity.